CUGCUCAUUCGUUACUAACAACAAGAAACCGAUAAUUGGAUUUGUUUUCGAUAACUUACGCUGCGUUGUGAAAUUAGUCCGGUUACUUAAAAAAAGUAAACUUUAUCAGCUUACACUGAUGGCUUCUAAUAAGGAGUGUUUAAUUAUUAUACUAGACGUGCGAAACAGCGCCUCCGAGGAAUUCAAAUUGAAGUCCGUAAAAUGCGUUGCGGAAAUAAUAAAGGACAAAAUUGUCGGCGGCAAGAAGGACUACGUAUCUUUUGUAUUAGUGGGCUGCGAGAAUAGCGACAAUGAUUUAUAUACGGCUGAUAAUAAAGUCUGCCAAAACGUAGUUCAAUAUUCGAAUACGCAGCUUUGCACAUGGCAGCUUUUGCUUAGCUUCUUCAAAUUCGUCAAUGAGCCAACCUGCGAUGCUGGCGAAUGGCUUGAUGGCCUCGCCGUAGCAAUGGCUAUGCAACAGGUAGCUCUGCCCUUGAAGUGUGCUAGGCAGCGUAUUUUGCUUCUCUAUGACUUCAAUUACAUGUCACAGGGAUACGACGACUAUAACCACAUCUGCGACAAUUUGCUUAAUGCAGGCAUCGAGUUAAUUGUAGGUUCCCACAACAUUGCCUAUAUAGACAAUGCUGAAACCAGCCUGCCCCAGGCCAUUUUUCAGUCCUCGCGAAAGCCCAAUAUCCAUGAGCUGGAGAACCAGAACCGUGCUCUACAGUUAGUCAGCAACUGCAAUGCCGUAUUGUGCAGCUUCAAGGAAACAUUGGCCUCGGUCUUUAAGGUGUCUAAUAGACGCCCCUGGGUUUGGAAUGCCAAACUCCAUAUUGGAAGUGUGAUUGCAAUUAGCUUGCAGGGCAUUAUAGCCAUGAAAGCCGAAAGUCACAUUAAGUUGAAGAAGGUGUGGGGCGAGGCUGAAGAGUUGGUUGAGCGAGAGGAACGUUUUUUUAUUAAGGGCACAGAAGUUACACCCUUGCCUCAAGAUCUUAUCGAUGGUUAUAUGCUUGGCGGCACUCCAGUGCCGUAUGAUGAGACUCUCGUUGAGCUGCCACCCUCCCAUGCACCGGGUCUGCAUUUUGUGGGAUUUGUGAAGCACAGCAGCAUACCUGAUGUUUACUUUUGCGGCGACUCACUUUACAUGCUGGUUCAUCAGAAGGGCAACACAACAUCUGCCCAAAAACUGGAUGCCUUGGUGAGAGCAUUGAUAGCCCAAAAGUGUGUUAUACUGUGCUGGAAAAUUUUCAGUGUCAAGUUUAAUACGCCACGCAUUGUGGUGCUAAUUCCGCAAGAGUCCACAGAGGAUCGCCCGGCCACCUUAUACAUGCAAGAGUUGUCAUAUCAUGCUCAGCACCAGUUCUGGGAUUUUCCCUCCCUGCGCACUGAAAAGACAGAGUGUAACAAAGAUCAGCUAAAGGCUGUUGACAACCUGAUUGAUAGCAUGGAUCUGGAGUGCACACUGAAGGAUACCCAGCAGCCUAGACAGCGACGACAAAAUGAUCUGUUGCCAUUCGAUGGGCUGCCCAGCAUUUAUGAGCAGAAUGUGAUGGACGUAUUGGAGCGAAAGGUUAUCUGCCGGGCAGCGGACGAUGAACAGUUCCAAGAAAUGCUACAAGACAAAAACUUUGUCGACAUCUUUUGGCGAGUGCCUGAACCAAUUGAGGAAAAAUCCAAACAGGCCGCAGCGGCGCUCAAAAAACUAUUUCCAUUGGAGCAUAGUCAUGCAUGGCUAGAGAAGCUCAAGGCCAAGGAGCAAGAACAGAAUUCAGCACCAGCUAUCAAGCAAGAACGCCCAGAUCCAAUCAGUAUUGAUAGCGUGGGUCUAAUGACACCUGUCCAAGAUUAUAAACAACUGCUACAAAAUGUACGCUCCGAGUUAAAUACUACUAAACGGGAUGCUCAGUUCCAGUCGUUAGCUGCGCAAAUGCGAGUGGUUGUUAUUACGUUGCUGGAGCGCAGCAAAUUGGAUCUCAAUCAGUUGAACGAAGUGAUAAAACUGUAUCGAGACAGUUGCCUCGAAUUCAACAGCUUUACGGAGUACAAUCAAUUUGCGACGCAGCUAAAGACCAAAGCAACCGAAAGGAAUCUUCAGCAGUUUUGGAACACCAUUGUGGUGGAGAAGCAGCUGGGCCCUCUCGUAUUGGGUGAGCCAACCCUGGAGGACGAGCUGCGUCUCAAAAAGUUUUAUACUAAUCCAGAGUUCGAAGUUGAUACUGAAAUGCAGGAUGAUUCAUAA
Messenger RNA from Drosophila hydei, 2221 nucleotides. RefSeq names its product X-ray repair cross-complementing protein 5 (gene Ku80). The transcript is spliced from 5 exons. Gene Ontology annotation, cellular component: nucleus; Ku70:Ku80 complex. Bases 119 to 2221 code for a protein of 700 amino acids. Gene Ontology annotation, biological process: cellular response to X-ray; double-strand break repair via nonhomologous end joining; cellular response to gamma radiation. Gene Ontology annotation, molecular function: double-stranded DNA binding; telomeric repeat DNA binding; damaged DNA binding. NCBI's taxonomy places the organism in Eukaryota, Metazoa, Arthropoda, Insecta, Diptera, Drosophilidae. The record is from RefSeq and is a predicted model, not a curated record.